AUGGCUGGCACAAUGAGGGCAGUUGAGAUCAAAGGUGGCAAGGGCGAGCUCGACGCCUUGUACAUCAGCCCCGAGGCGCGCAAGCCCGUACCCGCCGAGGGCCAGGCCAUUGUCAAGAUCAAGGCGUUUGGCAUCAACCGCAUGGACAUUAUCCAGCGCCGCGGCCUCUACCCCUUGCCCCCGCAGGCGCCGGCCACGCUCGGCGUCGAGUUCUCCGGUGUCGUCGAGUCCUUUGGCCCCGGCGACCACGGCAACUUCAAAACCGGCGACGAGGUGUUUGGCCUGGCAUACGGCGGCGCCUAUGCCGAGUUCAUCGCCGUCAGCUCCAAGAUGCUGCUCCACAAGCCCAGCCACCUGAGCUUUGAAAAGGCCGCCGCCCUCCCCGAGGCGUGGAUCACGGCCACGCAGGCCCUGCACCUCGUGCUGGGCUUCACCGAGGGCAAGUCCAUCCUCUGGCACGCCGGCGCUUCCGGCGUCGCCACGGCCGGCAUCCAGCUCUCCAGGGCGGCGGGCGCCUCCGCCAUCUACGCGACCGCGGGCACCGACGACAAGUGCAAGUACGUCGUCGACACGGUCGGCGCGACGGCGGCCUUUAACUACAAGACGCAAGACUGGGCUGAAGAGGUUAAAAAAGCGACUGGCGGAAAGGGCGUGGAUUUCAUCGUCGACUUUGUCGGCGGCAGCUACUUUAACCAGAACCUGGAUGCCGCCGCGCGCGACGGCCGCAUAGUCAUGCUGGGCACGUUGGGCGGCGCCAAGGUCCCCGAGGCCCAGAUUGGCCCGAUCCUGUACAAACGCAUCCGCAUCGAGGGCAGCACCCUGCGCAGCCGCGACGAGGACUAUCAGGGCAAACUGCGGGACCGCCUGGAGCAGUACCUGCCUGAUUUUGACUCGGGCAAGCUCAAGGUUGUCAUUGACACGGUAAUGCCGUGGGAGCAGAUCCAGGACGCGCACCGCUACAUGGAAGACGGCAAGAACUCGGGCAAAAUUGUGUGCACAAUUGGUCACUGA
Molecule: messenger RNA, 1011 nt
Organism: Beauveria bassiana ARSEF 2860
Lineage: Eukaryota; Fungi; Ascomycota; Sordariomycetes; Hypocreales; Cordycipitaceae
Product: zinc-binding dehydrogenase
Exons: 2
Coding region: 1-1011 (336 amino acids)
Molecular function (GO): oxidoreductase activity
Source: RefSeq, a predicted model, not a curated record